Hyla sarda is the source of this 2294-nucleotide messenger RNA. Its product is annotated as olfactory receptor 146-like. Lineage: Eukaryota; Metazoa; Chordata; Amphibia; Anura; Hylidae. The record is from RefSeq and is a predicted model, not a curated record. Gene Ontology annotation, cellular component: membrane. Gene Ontology annotation, molecular function: G protein-coupled receptor activity; olfactory receptor activity. Gene Ontology annotation, biological process: G protein-coupled receptor signaling pathway. Bases 1353 to 2294 code for a protein of 313 amino acids. The transcript has a single exon.
GUACCGAUAAAAACUACAGAUCACGGUGCAAAAAUUAGCGCUCAGACAUACAAAAGUUAUAAGGGUCAGAAAAGGACGAAUUUAAUCCAUACCAAUUUUUAAAUAGUGCAAUAUAACUAUAUAAAUUGGGUACUUUUAAUUGCAUCAACCUACAGAAUAAAGAAAAUGUAUAAUUUUAACCAUAAAAUGCACUGUGUAAAAACCAAACCCCCGAAAAGUAGCAAAAUUGCUGUUUUUUUACAUUUCCGCUCACAAAUAAUUGUUAUAAACUACUAGAGCUUACAGUCAUAAAGAUGCUGCAUGGGGCAGUAUAACAUAAACUAUGUCUGACACUAGGAUGCUUACUUUGCUGAAAAAUAGUACCGUACUGUAUGAAAAAAAGCUUUGUAUAAAUAUACAGAUCUCUUUAGUGAUAUUUUUAUACCUAGGCUGGUAACAUUGACAAGGGGGCAUCCUCUAUGUCUAGGGUAAAGAAGGUUUCACCAUCAUCAAAGACAGAUUCUUUACUGUAAGAGCAGUGAGAUUUAGGAACUCUCUGCCACUUGAUGUUGUGAUGCCUUAGGCUACAUUGAGCCCAUGUUUUGUUUAUGUUUGCAAUGUAUGCCUUUUUUUAUUAUUUUUUUUUUUUUUUAAAGUAAAAAGAGGUAUAGGUUAAUGGAUGCUAAAAAAUGUAUGCCAUCCAUUUACCAUUAAUAUACAUUAUAAAAAAGAACAGUAACUUAAAUGCAAAAAGAAACUGACUGUAACAGAAGCAGUAAAACAAAUAAAAAAAGCAGUGUGAACAUAGCCUUCCUUACACCAAGACUGUAAUAUGAUAAGAAAAUAAAAAGAUUUGUCUCUGCCUAUACUAUCAGUUAUUCUGAUAUACCCUUUGACACAGGGAGAGAUUUACAAAAAACAACGCAAGUUGAGCAGUGACCCAUAACAACCAAUCCCAUUUGUAGAAAAAAAAAAGGGAAACCUCAAUGAAUGGUGUUGCUGUCAGAACCUGACCUGUCCUUGCUCCCACACAGCAUCCGAUCCCUGUUUCCUGGACCUUGCUUGUUCCCUGACUUGCCUGCCGAUUUGGACCUGACCUCCUAUCUCCUGGUUUCAUGCUGCCUGUUGUUGACUCUGCCUAUGGUUCUGAUUUUGUACUGCUUUAUGGAAAAGGUCUACACUGUUCCAUCUAGCAAUUAAAUGGAAAUACUAAACAGAGGCAAAAUUGACACUCUUUGGCCUUGGUGUGAAAGGAGCCAAGGUGCGGUGAUUUAUUUCUCAGUUUAUUCUUUUAGGUUUCGUGAAUGUUAUGGUACUUGUAGGGUGGUGAUGGCCACUUGUUAUUAUCACAUUUUAUUUCCUCAGCAGACCAUAUGAUGGAAGAUAAGAAUCAAACACGGGUGGAAUUUUUCACCAUGAAAGGUAUUAGUGAGUUGCCUCAGCUACAAACCCCCAUCUUCCUCUUGGUUUUGGUUACUUACCUUGCUAUUCUUAUGGGAAAUUCUGCUAUUUUACUGCUUAUUUGCGAAGAUCACCAGUUGCAGACUCCGAUGUAUUACUUCUUGUCUCAGCUUUCCAUCAUGGACAUUUGUUACAGCACAGUCACCAUGCAUAAGUCACUGGCCAUGUACAUAUUUGGGGACAAAACUGUUUCACUCUCAGCCUGUAUUGCACAGAUGUGUUUUUACGUAGGUCUUCUCUGCUGCGAGUUUGUGCUCUUGACUGCUAUGAGUUAUGAUCGAUAUGUUGCUAUUUGUAACCCUCUACAUUACAGUACCAUCAUGAAUGGUAAAGUCUGUUGUAUUUUUAUGUCAGUUUCUUGGGUCCUUGGUUUUUUUAUGGUUGUUCCGGCAUUGUGUGUUACCUUUGACAUCAAUUGCUUUAAAUUAGUUGAAAUUGACCACUUCUUCUGUGAUCUUCUGGUCAUCAUGAAGCUGUUUUGCUACAAGGCCUUCAAAAUGGAAUACUUAAUUUAUGUGGCGUCAAUCUUCAUUGGCUUCUUGCCCCUCACACUCACUCUAACUUCUUAUGUUUUCAUCAUCAAGAACAUUCUUCGGAUCCCCUCCAGAACUGGCAAGAGUAAAGUCUUCUAUACAUGUUCUUCUCAUAUCACUGUUGUUUUUCUCCUUUAUGUGACAUUAUUCUGCACGUACUUGAGACCUUCUCCGUCAACCACUUUAGAGUCAGAAAAGUUUUUAACACUAUUUUACACUGCAUUAACACCUCUGUUAAAUCCUCUUAUCUACAGCCUGAAAAACAAAGAUGUAAAAAUGGCCUUCAACCGUCUGAUCAAGAAGAAUAAACUAUUGCUGUGA